Messenger RNA from Diachasma alloeum, 5124 nucleotides. RefSeq names its product protein draper (gene drpr). The record is from RefSeq and is a predicted model, not a curated record. Gene Ontology annotation, cellular component: membrane. The coding region runs from base 383 to 3412 and encodes 1009 amino acids. The transcript has 12 exons. Gene Ontology annotation, molecular function: scavenger receptor activity; protein binding. NCBI's taxonomy places the organism in Eukaryota, Metazoa, Arthropoda, Insecta, Hymenoptera, Braconidae.
UGUCGCGUACGCGUCUCCCAGUACUCCGCGCGUUUACUCCGUUCCAUCGCGUUAAAAUAAGAACAAUAAAAUACUCCCGCCCCUACAAAAGACUUUUCAAACGGCCUAAAAGUGCGAAUGGCUCCGACGAAUGAGUGACAGUGCACCAUUGGAUUAGCAGAGAGGUAUCAACACUGUGGACAACAGAGGAAUUCGAUGAGAUGUUAAAACUCCACUGAUGGAUCACCACUGGACGCCCUCAUCUCCUAGAAUAGUUGACUGGUGCAGUCCCAAGGGUGUGAGUAGCCUGGAGGCAUCGCCUUCAGAAACCCCAUAAAUACGUACUGAAACAACGAAGAAGACCGAGAGCUUUGCAGCUUGCGAGGAACAAAAAUAAGUCACGAUGAUUUCAAGAUUACCCUUGGCGAUUGCCGCGACGGCGUUAACCGUGGUCUUCGUCGCCUCAGCCGGGCUGGAGGGGCCCAAUGUCUGCACUAGACAAGAAACAUACACCGUCACAGUCAACAUUUCCGAGCAAAAACCUUACAAAGUGAGACAGAACACCUGGUGCUUGAGCUUUCCACCCAGAUGCUCGACUUACCGUAUGGACUUUAAGACCGUUUACAAGACGCAGACCCUAACAAAACAAAGACCAGUGGACGAAUGUUGUAAAGGCUACGGGGAGACGCAGUUGGGUGACAAAUGUGUUCCAAUCUGCUCACAAGACUGUAAACACGGUUUGUGCGUUGCGCCAGACGAGUGUAAAUGUGAAACGGGUUACGGUGGCCCUGCGUGUGAUAUUAAGUGUCCCCUGGGCAAAUGGGGGCGCGAUUGCAGUGAGGACUGCACGUGUAUGAACGAUGCAGCCUGCGACCCCUUCGACGGAAAGUGUAGAUGUACCAAAGGAUGGACAGGGUCCAAUUGCGAUCAGAAAUGCUCACCUGAUCGCUAUGGACAGGACUGCGGGGAGGAGUGCAGGUGUCGGAAUGGUGGGAGCUGUCAUCAUGUGUCUGGAGAGUGUCAUUGUGCCCCGGGGUACACUGGGCCACUCUGCGAUGACCUUUGCCCCGAGGGAAAGCAUGGCGAGGAGUGCAAGACUGAGUGCAGGUGCCAGAAUGGAGGAUCUUGCUCACCUACUACUGGAAAAUGCUUCUGCACUCCUGGAUGGAUUGGGCCAGUUUGUGCUAACAGAUGUCCUGACGGUUUCUGGGGUAAACACUGUACCGAGGAAUGUAUGUGCUACAAUGGAGCAGCAUGCCAUCACGUUAAUGGCACGUGCAUAUGCAAGCCAGGGUUCCACGGUGAUCAGUGUUUCUAUAGUUGUCCGAAGGGGAAAUUUGGCAAUAAUUGCGAGAAAAAUUGUACUUGUGAGAAUGAAGCGGGUUGCAGACCCACCGAUGGGGCUUGUCUUUGUGGUCCUGGGUGGACAGGAGUGAAGUGCGAGAAGAGGGCUUGCAGAGAUGAGGCUUAUGGUCCCAACUGCACUAAAGCUUGUGAAUGUGAGAAAGAAAAUACCGAACUCUGCCAUCCCUGGACCGGUCAAUGCGUCUGCAAAGUGGGCUGGGACGGGGCUACCUGCUCUCGGCCUUGUUCAUUGUACUACUACGGCAAGGGAUGUGAGAAUCGCUGCAAUUGUAAAAACAAUGCCCAGUGUGAUCCAAUGAAUGGCACGUGUAUUUGUGCUGCUGGGUUCAGGGGUGAGGACUGCAGCGAGGUCUGUCCUAAGAAUACAUUUGGAGAGGACUGCGCGCAGAAGUGCUCCUGCAAGAAUGGAGCCUCGUGCUCACCUGAGAAUGGACGGUGUAACUGCACUGCAGGAUGGGAUGGUGUCCUGUGCGAUCGUCCCUGCGCCGAUGGUUCAUUCGGAAUAAACUGCGAGGGCAAAUGCCAGUGUCUUAACAAUGCCGCCUGUAAUCCCCAGAAUGGCACAUGCACGUGUGCGGCCGGCUACCAUGGUGAGCACUGUCAGGAGAGGUGCGGGAAGAGAUUAUUUGGCCACGAGUGCAACCAGGUCUGUGAUUGUGAGGAUGAGAACACUGUUGAGUGUGAUCCAGCCACGGGGCGGUGUAUCUGCAAGCCUGAGUGGCGAGGAGUAAGAUGCGAGACGAGAUGUCCGCCGGGUAUGUAUGGGGAUGACUGUGACACCAAAUGCAACUGCAUGAACAAUAGCUCGUGUGACCCCCAGACAGGAAGUUGCGUUUGUGCCAGGGGUUGGGAGGGCGCUGAUUGUUCUGAGCCGUGUAAACAUGGUUGGUACGGUGUCAGAUGUAACGAGAAGUGUCCCGAGAGGAUGCACGGAAAUAUGACGUGCGAUCAUGUCACGGGACAGUACGUCUGCAGACCGGGGUAUUUGGGACUCACCUGCGAACAUCCGUGCCCGCCGGAUCGGUAUGGAUUGAACUGUGCUAAUCGAUGUGAUUGUAAGAAUGACGGGGAGUGUCAUCAUGUCACAGGAAUCUGUCAGUGUCGCCCCGGAUGGAAAGGCGAACGUUGUCAAACACCUUGUCCCCAGGGUACCUUCGGUACAAACUGCACGCAACACUGCAAAUGUCAGAACGGAGGUAAAUGCAGAGCUAACGACGGUGUGUGCAGAUGUCCACCAGGUUUCACUGGUGCCAGGUGCACAGAAAUUUGCCCCGAAGGCUACUACGGGGACCACUGCAUGGAGCCCUGCGAAUGCAAGAACGACAACUUUAUCUGCCACCCUGCCCAGGGUUGCUCCUGCAAGCACGGAUACACAGGCCCCAACUGCGACGACGAGAUCUUCUCCAGAAAUGUCCAGGAAAAAUCAGAGGCUGGCUACGGCAGUGUCGUCUCGGGGAUAUGUGCAGCGAUUCUAGUAAUCGCUAUAACUCUAGCGGCUUGGAUGUACCACAGGCGUCGAGUGGCCAAUCUCAAGAUGGAGAUCGCCCAGGUGCAGUACAUAGCCGAGCCCGUGACUCCUCCAGACCGCAACCACUUCGACAAUCCUGUCUACUCGUAUCAAGGGACUCCCAAGACCGAGGAUGGAACGGCCACUCUCCUGAACAAUGGUCUGAUUCGAAAUAAUCUCGGAACGAAAAACGUCAACAGCGAACGAGCGAAAUUGGGUUUCUGUGGAGAUGAGGAUGAGGAGAGUUGCAAAGGAGCUUAUGGCAUUCAGUACGAUCACUCGGCAUCGUUGAAGAACAAGGAUGCAGACCUGGGAAAUCCCAAUGUCAAUGUUUACCACAGUAUUGAUGAGAUGGACUGCAAGAAAGCUGCUGAACAUCUUUAUGACGAGAUUAAACAGAACAAUGGGGAGAUGGAGUACGAUCAUCUGGAUUACACCAGACCUAUGAGUGCGUGGAAACCCCACUACCAGAGGAUGGCUAAUGGGUUUGGGCCUAGUAGGGAUGGCAGUGGGACUAGCAAGGCUAGUCAGAAUGAUACUGAUCAGGCGGGGGGUUGCUGAAGAUCAGUGCAGGGGCCUCAGUUGAGCAAUUGUGAAGGUGUGGAGAAAUUAUUGGACCUUUUUGAGCUUUCGGAAUUAAAGUGAAGUGAAAUUUUCUUUUUUUGGUGAGUGAGAUUGUUAUUGAACUUUUUGGGAGAUUUUAAAGUGAUAAAGGAGAUGAAUUUAAAAAUCAUUGAGGAUUAUAUUGGAAAUAUUCCUGGAAUUAGGUUUAGGGGAAAAUGUCAAUAAACCUUUUGUGAAAUGUUUUCCAAAAGGCUUCUCAUGAAUUUCUCUAAAUUCAAUAAGGCUGGAGAUUAUUUGUAAAAUAAUCUGAGUUUUUGGAUUUGAAGAGAGAAAGAAUGAAUUAUUAUUAUGCAUAAGCUCAAUGCAAAUAUGUUAGAAAUGAAGCGGGUUCACAGGAAAGUAUUGAUAGAUCACUCUGAACCCCUUCCUCUCUUAAAUAUUUGCCAAAGAAUCUCAAAUUUCGUUCCAAACUCAUCUCCUUUUCUCCACUAAUUGAAUAAGGAAACAAAUUGUUGUAUAGAUUUUUCGAAAAAAUCUAACAUCAUAAGAAUCAUGAAUAAUAUACAUUGAGUCGAUUGUAAGUUAUUGGAGGGAGAUAUUUCAACUACAAAAAAAUUUAAGCGAAAAUCUAAUCGGUUAAGCUAAUUCUUCAUUGCCAUUGAUCUCUAUCUUCUUCUUUUUUUACAAAAUUCUGUGCAAUUUCCAUUCAACUGAAGACUUUUAUAGUUUAUCGUUUAUCUGAAUGAAGAGAUCUUUCAUUGUAUAUACGUAAAAUAGAGGGCAGGGGAGAGAGCUGGUUCGAUUCCUCGGAGUCAAUUUUAUUCUUAAAGGAGAACAGCUAAAACAGUGUACAUAAAAAUCGAUCGAAUAAAUGGGGAGGUUCUGAACUCGAUUUUAAUUGUCGUAUCAAUGGGCUGAUGACUUUGUCCCAGAUUUUUCCAUUCCCCUCGGGGAGUUGAAUCAAUGACUGGAUGAAUUUAUACAGCUUCACUGCCUCGUGAACGUACUUUCUAUUCUAGUACAACUUGGCACUUUUAUUCUUUUUUAUAUUUACAGAUAUAGCAUAUAUUAUAUUAUGUGCAUGUAUAUCGAUUGUAUCUAGAUCUAAGAAACGUUGUAUUUUAUUCAGAUCUAUAUAAUGGUGAGAUGAGGAAAAACAAAAAGAAUUUUUAUUUCAUCGUUUUAUUUCAUUUUACAAUCAAUAAUUGAAUGAGUUUGAGACGAGAUAGCCAUUCAUGAAUUUGUGAAGAGUAAAAAAUCGACGAAAAUUAGUUUUUUAAUGUGAAAUGGCGGAUUGUUUACUUCACAGUAUUGUGAAGUGAGAAAGAAUGUGAUCAAAAGUUUUGAUUAUUCUUAAAUUAUCUUGGAAAAGAAAAAGUUUUUAAAAGAUGUUUUAUGUAGAAAAUUUUAUGAUUUUUUUAUGAACUCAAUAGUUUUUGAAAUAGCUUCAAAAUAGUCUGCCUAAAAGUUCAUGAAUUAUCUCAUUCUCCUGCAGAAAUGACUGUAAAGGAUUGUUUGCACGAUCAAAAUGUUUUCUUCUUUAUUGUUCAUUCAAUUAUUGAUAUAUUCGUCGUUACUGCGACUGUGUUUACCCUGUGAUAAGUCUGUAACGUCUCCAUAUCGUAGACUAAUAAUCCAUCAAGAGAAUUUUUUUUAACGUUAAAAGAAAAAAUGUAAUGUAUAAUCAACUGGGAAUGAAUAAAAAACGA